This is a messenger RNA of Lecanosticta acicola, 999 nucleotides long. The record is from the annotation of a GenBank genome assembly. NCBI's taxonomy places the organism in Eukaryota, Fungi, Ascomycota, Dothideomycetes, Mycosphaerellales, Mycosphaerellaceae.
AUGGGUUGGUCCAAGAAAACAGGGGGGCGUGUCGGCCAGAAGCUGUCUGCCAUGCCAAAACGUAGUGCCGCCUCCAAGCCACAGUUAGAGGAGCUUCAGACAUUGCACAAUAAGUCUGUGGAAGAUGAGAAGGAAGAUGAGAGUAUCGAGGAGGUUGAGGCGGAGCGAGAGGCCAAGCAAGUUGGGAUAAAAGACCAAAAGAAGGAGGGUCUCGAGGCUGUCCAGGCACCGGUUGUGCAGCCGCGUAAAGAUUCGGGCCUCGCUGACGAGCAUGUCGAGACAUCAUCCAACACAAUCGACGAUGGAUUCUCUCUCGUAGAGAAUAAGAAGCCGAAACAGAAUCGGAAGCAGGGCUGGCUCCUCGAGAUCAUGCGCGAGCCCGAGCCUCGUAGUGACCCGAGGGCCACGUCCACAUGGGGCAAAGUGACGCGUGUAGCUACUACCGCCAUCACCCAGAGACUGCGGGUGCACUUCGCCGCAAAGACCGAGUCUGCAUCCAGGAUCCCUCAAUGCAUCUACGUGCGUGAGCUCCAACGCGGCAUCCCUCUAUAUCAUUACGUCGUCAGUGAGUACGAUGGGCCCCGUCCGCCCCCUGCACAAGUAUUCCAAGGUCAGGGCGGACGCUGGUAUCUGGAAAAGCCUCGAAUCACCGCUCUGCUGAACAUCUACGCCUUCCACGCCGACGAGGCGUAUUUCUACACCUUCAACGGCGUGGGCCUCAACCAUCAGCCUGCAGACAUCCAGCAGGAGCACGUCGGCAUUCGGCCGCUCGGGGUGGCGCCUUCAGAGUGGAAGAAGAACUUCAGACAGAACGACCACAAGCCCCUUGUGGUCAAGUCUAUGCGGGAAGCCUCGUUCCACAUCAACCCCAUCUCCACGUGUCACUUCACCGGAACGCACCCAUUCAAGUUCGACCGACGUGCCCGGAUCCUGGGGGAGCUGGAGACGUCGUCCAUGAAUGAGCUCGAUGCGCUCCGUCGGAACUCUCGACAUCGAUAG